AUGGCGGCUCCGGGGCCCGGGGGGCGGCGGGUCCUGGCAGACGUCGUGGCAUAUGUUGAAGUCUGGUCAGUGAAUGGAACAGAAAAUUACUCCAAGACGUUUACAAACCAGCUUGUGGAUAUGGGGGCAAAGGUUUCAAAAACUUUUAACAAACAAGUAACUCACGUUGUGUUCAAAGACGGAUACCAGAGCACUUGGGACAAAGCACAGAAGAGAGGCGUGAAGCUCGUCUCAGUGCUCUGGGUUGAAAAAUGCCGGACAGCUGGAGCGCACAUCGAUGAGUCACUGUUCCCUGCAGCUAAUACCAGGGAACACCUACCAAGCCUGAUUAAGAAAAAACGGAAGUGUAUGCAGCCCAAAGACUUUAUUCCUAAAACACCGGAACAUGAUAAAAGGCUUCAGAAGAAAUUCGAGAAAAUGGCUACAGAGCUACAAAGGCAGAAGAGAAGUCUGGAUAAUGAUGUCCCUGUCCUCUUGUUUGAAUCGAACGGCUCGCUGAUGUAUAGUCCCACAAUGAAAAUGUGCAGCGGUCAGCAUAGUACGAUGCUGAGGAGGUUACAGGAGAUGAAGGAGAAAAGGGAGAACCUCUCCCCUACCUCUUCGCAGAUGCUUGAAAACUCUCAUAAUAACCCAGCUGACACCCCAUGUGAAGCUUCAUGGAACAUUUCACACAAUACUUUGUAUUCAGAUGAGUCCUUUGCUGAUGAUCUGAACUCAUCUUUUGACAAUCUUUGUGGAAAGACGGGAUGUGGAAGUCAGGAAGAGAAGCUGGCAGGAUUUGUGGACCAAGUUAAAAGUGAUGUGUGUGUUUCUUCGCCUGCACUGAAGACAAGUUGUGUCCCUUCGUUGGCACCUCCCGGUUACCUCUGUCAGUUAACUCCUCAGAAGCCCACGGGUGCUCUUUCCAAAGAAGAGAUUCGUGGGCAGAGAGAUCCUGCAGCUGAAGUGGUCACCCCUGACAAGCAGCAGUCGGAGGGAGCAGCCAGGGAGGGGCUUGACGAGAAACAUAAUUUGUCCCCUGUGCCAUCUGCAAGCAAAUGCCGCCCUUCAGGACAUUCACGAUCCAAGAGCUCUCCGGCAAAGAGAAAAAGAGUAUCCGGGAGCUCAAAUUCCCACCCAGAAGAAAGACUGCAGAAGAAGAAGUGCAGUGGGAAGGCUGCCGGGCCACAAGUGCAGCUGUGGAAGUCGGGAGGUCGCCUGCCGUUCACGGCCUGGCCUGCUGUCGAGGCUCCUGGCGGCGAGGUGUCCUCGUACGAUGAUUAUUUUUCACCUGAUAAUCUUAGGGAAAGGAGUUCAGAGGCUCUUCUCCCUGGACCUCAGCCGUCCGCAGGCCCUGCUCAGUUCAGCUGCAGAGGACUUUCUCAGAGGGAGAGAAGAAACAUACUGCAGAUGUGUGACUUUUCCUGCCUCGGCAAACACCCCAGGUCAGUGGAUGUUGUCACCGGUGUCCCAGCAAAAACUAGCUCCAGUCUUCAGAAACCUACACACAAGCCAGCAGACGCGAUGAGGGGUCUCCUGACCUCUGACGGAACGGGUGCUGCUGAAGACGCCCCAGGCUGUUGUCAACAGGCUGCCGCUCCUAGGAGAGAACAUGGGCACCCGGCUGGGGAAGGCUGCUCUCGCGUAGACGAGGAGCUCGCUCCGCCAGAGGCACAUGGAGGGGAAGGACUUCAUGGCGAUUUAACUCCUCUGGAAGGAAGCAGCACAGAAAUGAAAGGAUCGGUGGACGUGAGAAGCACGCAGAAGGAAGAUCGUGCUUCUCGCCCGUGGAGCUCCUCUGGCGGUGAAGUGCAGUGUGGUUUUGUGAGUGAAGGUACAGUGGACACGCCUGCAGGAGACAAGGAACACUCAUCCACGGGAGGUGAUGGAAGUGUUAAAAAUGGACCAACCAGGCAUAAUGUUUUGGGGGGCUCAACGGGAGCCUGUGAGGACCUCACCAGACCUCACGAGGAAUCAAAGAAAAGAGGGAAAGGCCAAAAGCCAACGAGAACAUUAGUCAUGACAGGCAUGCCAUCUGAAGAGCAGAACAUCGUUGUCCAGGUUGUGAAUAAAUUGAAGGGCUUUUCCUUUGCCCGGGAGGUGUGUGAAACUACCACUCACGUGCUGUCUGGGAAGCCUCUGCGAACUCUGAAUGUGCUGCUGGGAAUCGCCCGUGGCUGCUGGAUUCUCUCUUAUGAAUGGGUACUGUGGUCUUUGGAAAUGGGUCACUGGAUUUCCGAGGAACCGUUUGAACUUUCUAACUACUUCCCUGCAGCUCCUCUCUGCCGCCUGGAGCGUUAUCUAUCCACGGGGAGAUACCGGGGAACCCUGUUCGCUGACCAGCCGAUGAUGUUCAUCACCCCAGCCAGCAGUCCCCCCAGGACCAAGCUGUGGGAACUGGUCCUCCUGUGUGGGGGUCAGAUCACGCGGAUCCCACGCCAGGCCAGCCUCUUCAUCGGACCCUACCAAGGAAAGAGGAAGGCGACAAUCUGGUAUCUGUCAGAAACCUGGAUCUUAGAUUCAAUCAUUCAGCACAAGGUCUGUGCCUUUGACAACUACCUACUGCUGCAGUGA
This is a messenger RNA of Canis lupus familiaris (dog), 2553 nucleotides long. It is a transcript of the gene MCPH1, whose product is annotated as microcephalin 1. Gene Ontology annotation, biological process: mitotic cell cycle; cerebral cortex development. The record is from RefSeq and is marked provisional. NCBI's taxonomy places the organism in Eukaryota, Metazoa, Chordata, Mammalia, Carnivora, Canidae.